This is a messenger RNA of Planococcus citri (citrus mealybug), 3022 nucleotides long. RefSeq lists its product as uncharacterized. The record is from RefSeq and is a predicted model, not a curated record. The transcript is spliced from 11 exons. NCBI's taxonomy places the organism in Eukaryota, Metazoa, Arthropoda, Insecta, Hemiptera, Pseudococcidae. The coding region runs from base 191 to 2959 and encodes 922 amino acids.
UACCUAUUUUUCUUAUCACGCGAAUGCGAAUUGCAACAAUUGCAACUUUGCAACUUGCAAGUAUUGCAACUUGCAAAUAGAAACAGUAAAGGGUCUAUAAUUGCACGUGCAAGUUCUUAAUUUUUUUCCAACGACACCUCAGCCAAUCAUGAAGUAAUUACCUGUAUUAUAGUGCAAGUGCAACUCAAAUAUGCGGUUUAUAUCGAGCUGUUGUGGGGAAGUUUCCAAGUACAGGUAUCUAACAACCACCCAUUUCAGCUCUUACGCGAGAAAAUGGGACCGUUUCAAUCGAAACUCCAACUUUAAAAUCCCCUAUAAACAACUAUCUACAAAACCUCAGCAAUCUCCUCAAAAUCUGAGUCAAGAUUUCUUCCAAGCACUCGCCAAAGCAGACGCGUUGUACUCCUCAAAUUUCAACAGAAAUCUACUGUACCCGGAAACUAACGACGAAAUAAUCAAUCAAUUGAAAUCUUGUUACGAUUUCGAAGAAGUAGUGCGUAUCAUCAACGCUAACGAAUCUCUUAGUCAUCAGCAAUUGAGCCAAGUAGUUCUGGUCCUCAGAGAUUUACAGAAAUUUUACGCAGUUCAUAAUGUUCUCGUGGACGACGGGCUCAAGAUAAGCCAUUUGCGAGAUUCUCCAUCGUUUAGUAAAUUACUCGCAUUACUCGAAUCGAAUAUCGAGAAGAUGAAUGUGGACGAGUCGAGUUGUUGUUUACUGUAUUUAAGGAAAUUAAACGUGAAAUGCACCGAACCUGCGAUGAAGAAAUUGAUUGACGCUUGCGAGAAUUCAUUUCUCAACCUGGAUAAAGCUUCCUUAUUACAAAACUUGACUCGCUUUUUUAUCGCCAUUAAGGAAGAAAACAAUAUCUGGUCGCUCUAUACCAUGAGUCAGUACCUACCUUUUCUAUUGGAGUCGCUAGAUGUCUGCGAAAAUCACGAUGAAUUUCGUCACAUUACCGCAUGUUUCCAAAAAUGCGUGCCGUUAUUGAAUUCCGAUAUUUUAAAUAAAUAUAUCGCCAAGUUAGAUUUAAUUUUACAGCCGGAAAAUGAAAAUGACGAUUUGAUUUCAAAAACAAGAACAAUUUUGAAAGCGAUUAUAUUUUUGAAUUUCAAACACUGGAAUUGUUUAUACAUUAAUGAAGUCAAACGACUGAUGGCGGCCAUGAAAGGUAAUUUACAUUACCUAUGCCCGACAGAGAUGAGCAUUCUGCACAAAGAAAUUAUCAAUAUGCAAGAACCGUUCGACCUGGCGCAAGAAAUUGAAAAAACGACCAAAAAUUGGAUGAAGACGAACGAAAGUGCGGAAACAGCGGUUCCCAUUUUCGUUUUUCAAGCUCUUUUUCCGGCUAUGAAAUUAAUGGACAGCGCCGAUGUGAAAAAUUCGUUGAUCAAAUGUAUGGAAAAAAACAGCUGCAGUCGCGAUGUUUUCCUUCAUUUUUCCGAUUUCCACGAGCUGAUAUUUAACACGGAUUUAAAAUACGAUAGAAAAAUUACAACCAAGUAUUGGGUUAUGGUAAUCAACAAAUUGAAACACGCCAAACAGCAAAACGGCGAGCGGCUUCGUGAGAAUGUAUUGUGGACCAUUCACAAAUAUAUCCACCUAAUUGGACAGCAAAAAAAUCUCCGAAAUGAAUAUAUUGAAAAGUCACUAGUAUCGUUUAUAAUUGAUUUAUUACACGACGACAAACAGAUCCACUGCCCUGCGGAUUAUUCGAAAUACUAUUUAACUAUUCUCGCUAUAACCCAUAAAAAUCCGUUUCAUUUUUUUACCGACGCAGUUUGGCAGAAGUUACGUGAUAACUUUCCACGAUUGACCGUCUAUGAUAGAUUAUUUCUAUCUUUAGUGCUAAGAAUAGCGCAUGAUAGAUUUAUGAAACAUCAGCAAGGUUUAGAUCAAUUUCUACACUUUCACGUUUACUUGAAUACAGUUGCUAAUGCGAAAACAUUUGAAAAUUUGAAAUGUAAUCCAGAUUUGACUGUGGAGAGAUUGAACACAUUCCUCUUCUCUUUCAUACUUACCAAAGGGAUUAAGACUUCGGAAAUUUUUGACGAACUGUGCAAAAGGUUUCGACAGAUUGAAAUUGACCAAAUUCAUUCGAAAAUUAUUCGCGACUGUGUGUUUAAUUUCACAGCCAGCGCAUAUCUGAUACCAGAAUUCACCCAAGUUAUGGUGGAUUAUUGUAUUAAAGAAAAAAAUGCCAUGUUUGGUGGCGCAGUCGCCUCCUUGUUGAAUUACUGUUUCUUGUUCGGAUUUGUUCCCAAAAAUAUCGAUCAACUUCUCUCGAUAGGGGCAUCGGUGAUUGAUAGAGAUAAAGACUCGAUACCUCAAAUGUUGUACCUUCGAUCCGCUGUGGCUCUAUCCUAUUUUCGAGAACUACCGAGCUCGUGGAGCGACUACAUUUUCAAUAUUACAUUUUUAGAGCAGUUGGACAAAUGCUUCUUAAAAUUAAAUUUUAGAAAAGCCAACGAAUUGAGAAGAGAAUUGAUGGAAUUGAAUAGAAUCGUCUGUAUCGACUACCCUCACCGCGAAGUUCCCUGGUUUCACGGAAAAUAUUGUCAAGAAGUGGUCGCAUUAGAACGUACAAAGCGAAAUGAUUUUUUGACGAGUGUAUUAGAUGUUGUGAAAUCAUUAGUGACAGCAAACACAGCUAUUGAUAUCAAUCACACCACACCUUAUGGCCAUAAAAUUGAUGUGGUAUUGCAUUUGAGCAAAGAUGGAGAGUCAACGAAUGUAAAAGACUGCGAUCCUGCGAAAAUGAGAAAGGUUGCCUUGCUUUUGAGAUCGUAUUUACCAUCCGAAUAUUACAAAGGAAAAGGAAGAUUGGAACUGUUUUCUCGUCAGCUUGAAAUGUUGAAUUUCGAAGUUGUGCUGUUGAGCAAACAAGAAUGGAAUUCAUUGUACUUGUCAAAUUUGGAAGAAAAAAAGAAUUACUUGCGUAAAUUAAUUUGGCCAACGUAAAUUGGUAUUACUUUGUCAUCAAUAUGUAAUAUUAAAUGGUUUGUAUGUUGUUUUUUUUUCAAA